UACCCACACGCGGUAAACCGAUAAGUAGCCAUGUAGCAUCUUCAGAAAUUGUACUGUUGACCUGAGGAGAAAGCCCAACUACAAAAUCUUGGUCUUCCCCAGUGAUCAUCUUCAGCCGCUGCGGCGUCGUCAAGAACAUCUCGAUGAAGAAUUUUAGGGUUCUCUUCCUCGCUCUCCUCCUCCUCGCCUCACCUCUCUUCCAAGUGGCUUGGUGUCAGUCGGAUUCAGAGGAAGCUGUGGAGACUGUUGAAGGGGGUGAUCUUGGGAUUGUUGGUGAAGAUGCCCCAGAAUCUGUUGAUAGCAGUUUUGGCCCAGCUCCAGGAGUUGACACCAUUUGCAUUUUCCCUAAGAAUAGCGCACGAUUGGUGACGGCUGGAGAAGAGACAGAACUUCUUGUUGGGAUGAAAAAUGAUGUGGAGUCAGCCAUCAAUGUGAUUGCCAUUCAGGCUAGUAUUCAUCUGCCUUUUGAUCAUAAACUGCUGGUUCAGAAUCUGACUUCACAGGCCUUCAAUAAUGCAUCUGUCCCAGCUUCAGCUCAGGCUACUUUCCCAUACAUUUUUGCUGUCAGCAAGUACUUGCAGCCUGGAACUUUUGAUCUUGUGGGCUCCAUCUUUUAUGAGAUAGACCAGCAUCCAUAUGCCACUACCUUCUAUAAUGGUACCAUUGAAGUCGUGGAGUCUGGUGGUUUCGUCAGUGUUGAAUCCGUGUUUCUUUUCAGCCUUGCGGCUGCACUUCUUGUCUUUGCUGGUUUAUGGAUCCAGGGUCAAGUAAAACAAUUAUCCAAGAAAACCAAGAAAGUUCCAAAGGUGGAAGUUGGAACAAGAGCUACGGAUGCCUCAAUGGAUGAAUGGCUUCAGGGAACUGCUUAUACUCGGUCGCAAUCCAGCAAAACAAAGAAGAAGAAGUAGACAAAGGACGUUGUCAAGUUCAGCUGCAUGAGGCACUCUGGAGAAGUGUGGACUCUUGUAACUCACACUAGGCACUUUGAAAGUUUAAGAGUUUAUAGGUUCAAGUAAUUUUGGAAAUUUAGGCCAGAAUAGACUUGCCUUGCUGUUGUAGCAUGUGUUAGAAAAUUUUAGAUAUUUAUUUUCUUGGAGAUGCUAAAAAGUAGAGUCUUUUUGAAGGGAGACUAACUCUAAUUUGAGUAGGGAGAACACAGUUUUCUUGCAUUUGAAGAAUCUGUUUUAGAUCACAUGCUUUUUUAUUUUCACUUUUUCACUUGCACGGAUGAAUUUGCAUCUUUUUGUUUCUUAUUUAUUUGAAUAAGGCAUCUCUUUUUACUAUC
Messenger RNA from Mangifera indica (mango), 1285 nucleotides. RefSeq names its product translocon-associated protein subunit alpha-like. The coding region runs from base 144 to 908 and encodes 254 amino acids. Lineage: Eukaryota; Viridiplantae; Streptophyta; Magnoliopsida; Sapindales; Anacardiaceae. The transcript has 8 exons. The record is from RefSeq and is a predicted model, not a curated record. Gene Ontology annotation, cellular component: endoplasmic reticulum membrane; endoplasmic reticulum.